CAACUAAAUAUAAAAAAAAAAAUAUAAAUAUACAAGUAAAUUGACCCUAUAAGAAUGUAAAAUUCAUGUACACUGAUAUGAGCCUGAGGUAUUUAUUUUGGUAUGUAUACCAAUGUAAAAAGAGGGUGAGUAGGGAGAUCCAAUGUAUACCUGACACACGGUGCGUUCAAGCAGUAAACACCUGCCUCUUGCACACCUUAUAUAUCCCCCGUUCUUUUUCAUCCCGAGACUCGUAAUAUAAGCACCUGGAUAUUUUUCAAAUAAGUUCAGUUAAGCUCUGUGUCUCUUUGAGUGAGGAUCGUGUAUUUUAAAUUCAAUAUAAAAUUUAUUUAUUUAUAUUUAAAAUAAUACAUAUUUUCAAUUAAUAUUAAUCAAUAAUUUUAGUCUCUUUAUGAGACUUUAAAAUAUUGACAAUUAUUGUCGUGUUUUUUUUUUUAGAAAUAUUUUUCUUUUUAAAUUAACAGAAUGAAGUGUUUUGUAUUGUUGAUGAUAAUUGUCGGGGUGUUGAGUGAUGAUAGUGAUAAAAAUAAUGAAUUAGUUAAUACAGUAAAACUUCUUCGUGAACAAGUUGAUGCAUUUAUUUAUAAUAGACAAGCUGAUUAUAAUGCACUUGAGGAAAGUUUAAAAUUAGCUAUGGAAAAAAAUACUGAAUUAACUGUAUUAAAAAAUGAAGUUAAACAAUUGAGGAAGGAAGUGGGUUCCUUGAGCGGCGGAAGCGGCAACGAGGCGAAGAAUGAAAGACUCAGGGUCAAAUGGUUGGGGAGUGCCGUGACUGAAUUAAAAAAUGAAUUUGCCGAAGUAUUACGAAUGCGUAAUGCUAGUGAAGAACUUGCCCAACGUGGACAAAUAACAAAUGAAAUUGCAUUAUUAAGAGGUGAUGUUGAACAAGUUGGUCGUGGUGUACGUGAUCUUGGUGGAAGAUUAACACAAAUUGAAGCAUCAAUUGGUGCAAUAAAAGCUGAUAUAUCAGCAGUUAAAGAAAGAGCUGGACAAGUUACUAGAAAUUGUGCUGAUGUUGCAAGUCAGUUGAGUACAGUACAAAUUGAAAUGAAAACAUUAAAAUAUGAUGAAAAUUUAGAAAAAACACAUCAAUUAUCAAGAAAUGAAAUUAAAACAUCUCAUGAAAAUGAUUAUAAUAAUGAAAAUCAUCAUUCAACACGUCAUAGUUUAUCACGUUUAUCAAUAUUAAAAAAAAUUGAAGAACGUCUUAAUCAUGUUGAGCAUAAAAUAGCAAUUGUAUCACGUAAACGUGGAAUGAUUGAAAAACGUGUUGUUUAUGAAAAAUCAGAUAAACAAAAUGAUGAAAUAAUAAAUAAUAUAAAAAAUGAAUUAACAACAAAAAUAACAAAUAUAAGUGAUCAUAUUAUUGUUAUUGAUGGUAUAAUUGAUGAUUUAAAAUUAGCAACAAUGGGUACAGUUGAAACAAUUGAAGAUAAAAUUGAACAAAAUGUAUCAGUAUUAAAACGUGAACUGGUACGUCUUGAUGUUAAUGCUGCUAAAAAAAAUGCUGAAUUAUCAUUAACACGUGAAGAACUUGGUAGUUUACGUAGAACAAUACAAGCAUUAAGUGUAUCAGCAUCAAAAUUACAAGAAAAAAGUGAUAAACAACAAAAUUAUAUAACAAAACUUGAUAAAAAUAUACAUGAUAUAUCAAUAUUAAAUAUAUCAAUUGAUAAAGCAAUUAAUGCAACUCAUGAAUUAGAACAUGUUGAAGAUGAAUAUAGAUUAAUGGUUGAUGCAUUACCAGGUAAUUGUGAUGAACGUGAUGGUUUAACAUUAUUAAGAAAUGGUCAAGGUAUGCCAUUACUUGUAUCAUGUCAUUCUGGUUGGAUUGUUGUUGCUAAAAGAGUUGAUGGUAUUGUUGAUUUUGAUAAAACAUGGAAUGAAUAUGCCAUUGGUUUUGGUUCACCAAUUAAUGAAUUUUGGGUUGGUAAUGAAGCACUACAUCGUCUUACUAGAGAUAAUUGUACAAAAUUAAAAAUUGAUUUAAUUGAUAUUUAUGGAACAAAAUGGAUUGCUGAAUAUAAUAAUUUUAUAAUUGGUUCAGAGGAUACUGGUUAUCGUAUACAAAUUAGUGGAUAUAGUGGUAAUGCAACUGAUGCAUUAUCAUAUCAAAAUGGUAUGUCAUUUAGUGCCAAGGAUAAAGAUAUGGAUAUAUCAACUGCUGAUUGUGCUGCUAAUUAUCAUGGUGGUUGGUGGUUUAGUAAUUGUCAACAUGCUAAUUUAAAUGCUAAAUAUUCACUUGGUUUAACAUGGUAUCAAAAUGAUAGUAAUGAAUGGAUGGCUGUUUCUGCAUCAACAAUGUCCAUACAAAAAAAACAACAUUGUUAAUUUUUAUCAUCAAUACAAUAAUUACAAUACUUAUUUAAAUGAGAAAAACAAAAAAAAAUAUAUUAAAUUAUAUUAGCUAUAUAUAUAUAUAUUAUUAUUUUUUUUUUUUUUACCAACAAAGGACAGAUAAUUUUUUUUUUUCAAUAAUAAAUUAUAUAUCUGAUCAUAUUUUAGUCCAUGACAAAAGUUUGAAACCAAUCCAAAAGACAAUCCAACUUUUGUAAAAAACAAACCAAAGAAUUUUUCGUCCAUAAGAUUUAUUUUU
Molecule: messenger RNA, 2596 nt
Organism: Aphidius gifuensis
Lineage: Eukaryota; Metazoa; Arthropoda; Insecta; Hymenoptera; Braconidae
Product: protein scabrous-like
Exons: 3
Coding region: 466-2331 (621 amino acids)
Source: RefSeq, a predicted model, not a curated record